Messenger RNA from Trichomonas vaginalis G3, 624 nucleotides. RefSeq lists its product as uncharacterized. The record is from RefSeq and is a predicted model, not a curated record. The annotation marks the transcript as partial. Lineage: Eukaryota; Parabasalia; Trichomonadida; Trichomonadidae. The transcript has a single exon.
AGUCCUUCCUUCCAACAGGAAGAACUCUUCCUUCCAACAGGAAAAAUUUUUCUUUCCAACAGGAAAAGUCCUUCCUUCCAACAGGAAAAAUUUUUUCUGUUGUCCGUCCGUAAACCAUUCAAAUUUUCGAAAAUUGAGAACUUUUUGGCCGACCUUCAGGAAAAAUUUUUCUUUCCAACAGGAAAAAUUUUUCUUUCCGACAGGAAAAGUCCUUCCUUCCAACAGGAAAAAUUUUUCUUUCCAACAGGAAAAGUCCUUCCUUCCAACAGGAAAAGUCCUUCCUUCCGACAGGAAAAGUCCUUCCUUCCAACAGGAAAAAUUUUUCUUUCCAACAGGAAAAGUCCUUCCUUCCAACAGGAAAAGUCCUUCCUUCCGACAGGAAAAAAAUUUCUUGACAACAGGAAGAACUCUUCCUUCCGACAGGACACAAACGAAUGUCCGACGUACCACCAACCGAGUCCAUUCCAAAGCCAGAAGAACCGACAGCCCCAGCACCACAACAGACUAAGACUCAAACACUUACAUUUUUUACGCUUGACUUUUUACAAUUUGAACUUUGUUCGCGUAGAUAUGAAUUCUGAAAGAAGUAUGAGGGUCUUGUAUGACUUUGUACUUCUCCCAUAG